Messenger RNA from Nymphalis io (European peacock), 766 nucleotides. RefSeq lists its product as uncharacterized. The transcript is spliced from 2 exons. The coding region runs from base 20 to 766 and encodes 248 amino acids. The record is from RefSeq and is a predicted model, not a curated record. NCBI's taxonomy places the organism in Eukaryota, Metazoa, Arthropoda, Insecta, Lepidoptera, Nymphalidae.
AUUCGUUACCAAAUUUAAAAUGAAAGGAAAAUUGGUUCGUGGCAUAAACAUUUUAUUCUGCCUUCUAUUAAAAGAAACUGUGACACAAUACAAUAGUCCAGUCUUCAGUGAAAUGCAACAAUUCCUGUAUAAUCCGAACCCAAGCCUGCCAAAUAUAUUUCAACAAUACCCUAACCAAGAGUAUGUUGACAAUAAAAGGAAUUUCAACUAUGAAGAAUAUAAUGAUUACAUGGAAGAUAAUACUUGCUCAUGUGACGAUUGUGAUAAUCUAAAACCAUCUUGCCGAAAUAUGUGUCCUAAUUGCGCUGUACCUUCAUCCUUUCCGGUUCCUGGCUAUGUAUUUUUACCGUACCCUUAUCCUUAUCUUAUGACGUCUAAACCUGCUAGUCGUUUUAAAAAAUCAACGAAAACAUCACAUACAGUUACAUCUACAAUAAAAACUACAUGUGAAGCGACAACCCAAAAAACGACUAAGGAAGUUGAACUUCAGAAUGAAGAUCGAACUAAUAUAGCUUUAAUUGACAAAUUAGAUAAUUCGAAAGUGCCUGAUGUCAUCUCUAAGCCACUCCAAGUAAAAGAUAAAAGUCAAUAUAUGAUGACGGCAUUAAGGCGAACUAAGCCUAAUUGGGUACCCAAGUAUGGAAUACUGCCAAUUUCUGAUCAAUUUGCGGAGAAAUUGAUGUUACAACUAAGAAGCAUGAAGCUGCUGCAUCCACGUAAAGAUUAUUUACGAGAUGUUGAUAAUAUCAAACUUGUUAAUUAUUAA